AUGUCGGGCGCAACUUCCUGGUCGCACACGCCGGCACGGGCACCCUCGGCACCGUCGUCCUCGCAUCCCUCGGGCACAUCGACCGCACCGUCGCUGCAGCCCACGACGCGCGGCAUUGAUCUGGGCGGCUGGAGCGUGCGCGUCACCAGCGGGCCCAUCGGAUCAUCUGCCGAGAUGGACGCGCUCUCGGAGGUGCUCGGCAUCCCACCGCCCGAGAUGGCGUUUCCGCACAACUCGCUCGUUCUGCAGCACGCCGCGUCGGGCUUCAGCCUGUGCUUUGACGCGGUGCGUGCGCUGCGUUCCAUCGACGGCGUCCAGUCGCGCAACAGGCUGCAUGGCAUCGACUGUCGCGAAAGCGCUGCAGCGGGCAAGGCGACGCGAAGCAGUGUCCCCGGCGCCAAGCCGCCGAAAAAGUCGUCGUCGAUCAAAGUCGCCUACGCCAAGGAGUGGGGCAAGAGCCGCAACGACUUUAUCACCCCCGACGCAGCUGAGGGCGGCACCGAGGCGGGCACUGUCGCCAAGGACGCCGUGGCACAGACGGAUAUCACGACGGCCAAGGACUACGACUGGACCUACUCGACCACUUGGGCUGGAUCGGUGGGCGAUGUGGCUCCCCCGCCACUGCUGUCGGAGACGCCAGAGGUUCCCUCGUCGGCUGGGUUGAAGCAGCUUGUUGUGCCAGAGAAGCGGGGGGAGAGGGAGUGGUUUGGGCCGGGGACCGACCCGGCGCGCGACCGCAUCCCAGUGGAGAGGCUGGGUGCGUCGAGCGGCGAGCCGAUCCUGUUCUACGACGACAUUGUGCUGUACGAGGACGAGCUGGCGGACAACGGGAGCUCGAUCGUCAAUGUCAAGGUGCGCGUCAUGCCGUCGGGCUUUCUGGUGCUGCAGCGCUUCUUCCUGCGCGUCGAUGAUGUGCUCUUUCGCGUAUUCGACACGCGCCUCUACUGCCAAUUCACACGGCCUGCCGAUGGGACCGCGCACGUCCCGCGUCCGCUCGCAGGCACCGCAGUGCCACGUCCUGCUUCAUCGCUGCCAACGGGUCUGGGGCAGCUCAGUUUGGGUGCACCGCGCACCUCGCGCACCAGCCCCAGCAUGGCGGGUGAGGCGGACAUGGACGAGGGAGAGACGGAGCCUAUGCGGUUGAUUCGGGAGUGCAGUGGGAGCCAGGCACCGUAUGCGCUGGUGCGCUCGAGGCUCCCGCCUUACCGUCCACACGAUCUAUCGCCACUGACCGACGUGAACUGGGUGUCGUCGACACUCGCCACGAUCUCGCGCUCGGCGCUUGCGGCGUACCACUCUGCCGUCGCAUCGGGUACGCAGCUCCCACGCAUGGCAGACAAAGACGCGCUACCGGGGGCAAAGUUCCUGGCACCCUCGACGAGUGCCUCUCGCUUCCCUGGGGCGGGAUUUGCAGGCUCGCGACCGGGGGAACGACUCGACCUCUCGCCUGCACAGGCUCCCACCCACGAGCCCGCACAGGCGCACAUUGUGGGUCAGAUCGACGAGUCGCCCGAACACGAAUGGCCAGGCUCAGGCGCCCGUGUCGACAUUGCCCUGCUCAAGUCCUAG
Molecule: messenger RNA, 1569 nt
Organism: Moesziomyces aphidis
Lineage: Eukaryota; Fungi; Basidiomycota; Ustilaginomycetes; Ustilaginales; Ustilaginaceae
Source: the annotation of a GenBank genome assembly